Sorex fumeus (smoky shrew) is the source of this 2211-nucleotide messenger RNA. RefSeq names its product CAP-Gly domain-containing linker protein 1-like. Gene Ontology annotation, cellular component: microtubule plus-end; cytoplasm; nucleus. Gene Ontology annotation, biological process: cytoplasmic microtubule organization; positive regulation of microtubule polymerization. The record is from RefSeq and is a predicted model, not a curated record. Gene Ontology annotation, molecular function: microtubule plus-end binding. Lineage: Eukaryota; Metazoa; Chordata; Mammalia; Eulipotyphla; Soricidae.
AUGAGUCUGCUGAGACCCAGCGGGCUGAAGGCCCCCACCAAGAUCCUCAAGCAUGGGAGCUGGGCCCUGAAGACACCCUCGGCCGCGGCUGCUCCCGUUGAGAAGACCGUGCCUGGGGAGAAAAACCCCAGCGCCCCCUCCUCGGAGAUGCAGGAGGAGUUUGUGGGCGACUUCCAGGUCGGGGAACGAGUCUGGGUGAACGGGAACAAGCCUGGAUUCAUCCAGUUCCUCGGGGAGACCCAGUUUGCCCCUGGUCAGUGGGCCGGGAUCGUCUUGGACGAGCCCAUCGGCAAGAACGACGGCUCGGUGGCGGGUGUGCGCUACUUCCAGUGCGAGCCGCUGAAGGGCAUCUUCACCCGGCCGUCCAAGCUGAGUAGGAGCUUGCAGGCCGACGAUGAGACCAACUGCCGGCAGCCAGCGCCUGUCGCCUGGGCCACACCGCCCCUGUCGGCCUCCCCGGCCCUUGCCGGCACCGCGAAGGUGCCCCAGUCCCCCGCGAAGGAGGCACCGGCCACCCCUCACAUCAGCAGCCUGACCAGGACAGCCAGCGAGUCCAUCUCCAACCUCUCUGAGGCCGGCUCCCUCAAGAAAGGGGAGCGGGAGCUGAAGCUCGGGGACCAGGUGCUGGUGGGAGGCAUGGAGGCCAGUGUGGUGCGCUUCCUCGGGGAGACGGACUUCGCCAAGGGGGAUUGGUGCGGCGUAGAGCUGGACAAGCCACUGGGCAAGAACGAUGGUGCCGUGGCCGGAACGAGGUACUUCCAGUGUCAGCCCAAGUAUGGCUUGUUUGCUCCCAUUCACAAAGUCACCAAGAUCGGCUUCCCGUCCACGACGCCGGACAAGGGUAGGGUGGCCGCCGUGAGGCGUGUGAUGGCCACCACCCCCGCCAGCCUGAAGCGCAGCCCUUCGGCCUCCUCGCUCAGCUCUGUCAGCUCCGGGGCCUCAUUCGAGAGCAGCAGACCCGGCCGCACGGGACUAUUGCCAGAAACCUCCUCCCGCUACGCCCACAAGAUCUCUGGCACCACCGCCCUCCAGGAGGCGCUGAAGGAGAAGCAGCAGCACACUGAGAAGCUGCUGGCCGAGCGGGACCUAGAGCGGGCGGAGGUGGCCAAGGCCACGAGCCACAUGGGGGAGAUAGAGCAGGAGCUGGCCCGCCGGAACGGGCACGACCAGCACGUCCUGGAGCUGGAGGCCAAGAACGACGAGCUGCGGGCCAUGCUGGAAGCGACCGACUGGGAGAAGGUGGAGCUGCUGAACCAGCUGGAGGAGGAGAAGAGGAAAGUGGAAGACCUCCAGUUCCGAGUCGAGGAGGAGUCCAUCACCAAAGGCGACUUUUCCCACCAGAAGGAGGUGAAGUCCCUGCAGGCGGCCUCUGAGAAGCUUGCGAAGGAGAACGAGUGCCUGAGGACCAAGCUGGACCAUGCCAACAAGGAGAAUGCGGACGUGAUCGCCCUGUGGAAGUCCAAGCUGGAGACGGCCAUCGCCCCGCACCAACAGGCCAUGGGCGAGCCGAAGGCAUCCGUGAGCCAGGGCGUGGGCGCCGAGGCGGCCGAGCUGGCCGAGCUCAAGAUGCAGAUCGAGAGGCUACAGUUCGAGUACCAGCAGGAGCUGGAGAGCCUGAAGGCCCACCAGGCGGCUGAGCGUGCAGCGCACGCCUCCGAGCUGCAGACGCUCAGGUCGCGGAUGUUCAGGACGGCCCAGGAGCAGAAGAACAGCCUGGAGGCCGCACGGGCCAAGCUCGAGCAGAUCGAGGACCAGCACCUGGUGGAGAUGGAGGACGCCCUGAACAAGCUGCAGGAGGCGGAGACGAAGGUAAAUCACCUGAACGGGUUGAAGGCCGUGUGUAGUCAGCAAGCCCAGGCCCUGGCCAAUGCCACGGCACAGCUCUUGCAGCUCGAUGGGCUCUGGAAGGCCAGUUCCGAAGGUCAAUUGGGAAUGGAGAAGCUCAGGCAGCAGCUCCAGGUGGCUGAGCGGCAGAUUCAGGAGAAGGUGGACGUGAGCCGCAGCCAGUGCCAGGCUCUACAGGCCGAGCUCGCCAAGGCCAGCGUGGAGAUCCAGGGGCAGCACGAGGAGUCGCCGCAGGCCCUUCAGCAGCUGCUGCUGCAGGCGAAGGAGAAGCUGCAGGCGGUGCAGGCGGAGAACGGGAGCCUGCUGCGGGAGGUGGCCGAGCUGAAGACGCAAGCCGACAAGGGAGAUGAGGAGCCCGAAGCCUGA